Coregonus clupeaformis (lake whitefish) is the source of this 1915-nucleotide messenger RNA. It is a transcript of the gene ociad1, whose product is annotated as OCIA domain containing 1. Gene Ontology annotation, cellular component: endosome. The transcript is spliced from 8 exons. NCBI's taxonomy places the organism in Eukaryota, Metazoa, Chordata, Actinopteri, Salmoniformes, Salmonidae. The coding region runs from base 165 to 944 and encodes 259 amino acids. The record is from RefSeq and is a predicted model, not a curated record.
GCGUGACGUCUACACUCACGUUUUGCUCAAGGCCCUCUGAUUACAGCAACUUCCCUGCUUUGAGGUCAUUUUUGAAGUAUCAACUGUUUCCCCUGUUAUGCAUGCACAUAACCUCGAAAUAAUGGUGUAGCACAUUUUUAACUAUAUCAAUUUAUCUUCAAGUCAUGUCACAAACGUCAAUGGGAUUCACGGAUCCCCAACAUCAACAACAGCAGCAAGGGGCUAAGGGUCAAGUUGGGGCACCCUACAUUCCCACGGAGGAGGAGAAGAGAGUGUUUCGGGAAUGCAACCAAGAGAGCUUCUGGUACAGAUCCCUUCCAUUAACUGCUGUGGCAGUGUCUGUAGCUCAAGCACUCGUUAUGAAAGGAGUCCUUGCACCCUCACCACGAUUUGGUUCCCUGCCUAAAGUAGCUAUUGCUGGUCUGUUUGGGUACAUUGGCGGGAAGAUCUCCUACACAAAGAUAUGUCAGGAGAAGUUCAAAAAUCUGGAGAAUUCCCCAUUGGGUGACGCCCUAAGACAAGGACAACGUCAUAUUCCUCAACAGUUUGCUCCUCAGAACCAGUCAGAGUUGGGAGAUCCUAACCAGGCUUAUUUUGAACAAGCCUCCCAGUCAGUGGCGGAACCUCGCGCUCAAGCAGACUCAUUCAGCUACCCUAGUGACUUCUCCUAUAGUGAUCAGGCUGCUCUUUUGAGCCCUCCCAUCAGUGAGUCUGGCCCCACAGGAGCUGCAGCUGAUGUUAACCAACCAGUCCCUCCUUACUUGGAUGAUGAGACUCCCAAAAAGAGACCAAUCCUGUACGAGGACCUACGAAGCAGAAACCGAGAGAACUACGAGGUUACCCUGACCCAAAAGGCAGACGCUUUGCUCAAGUCCCCGGCUGAAACACCUGUUCUGAAGAGAGAUGUGAAAAAGAACCAAUAUGGAGAUGCAUGGGACGAGUGAAGAGUGUGCUUCAGGAGCCGGUGAUCAGCUGCAGGACAAGGAGAAGAGGGCACAUGUAGUAUACACAAGACCUCUGCUAUUUCUGCAAUCAUGCCAUAGAAAUCUGAAGAACAGAUACAGUACGUUCCCAAAGUGAUCAAUGUCAAAUCAUAUAUUGUCAAAAGGUUAACAUGAAUAGCAGCUUUCUAGAAUUGUCCAAUUCAAUUGAAUACAGCCAACAAGCUUACCAAUAGCCUGUGUUUCAGUGGAGGCUUCUGAGGGGAGGGUGGCUCAUAAUAAUGGCUGGAAUGGAGUCAAUGGAAUGGAAUGGAAUCAAACACAAACACGUGGUUGAUACCACUCCAUUCCAGCCAUUAUUAUGAGCAAUCCUCCCCUCAGCAGCCUCCACUGCUAUGUUUCCACCCUAUAAUUUUAGCUAUAUAACUGGGUCUUAUUCAAAUGUAAAUGUUCAGUAUUACCAGUGAGCUCAUACUAUUUUGAAGGUUUAUCUGUAAAUCCUAAAUGAAUAUAAUAGAUUUUCUAAGUAAGUGAAUAUGUCCAUUCUUUGGUGUUAUCUGGACAGUAUCUGGAGUCAGGUUAUUGUGUUGAGGGUGGCAGAGAUCACAGAUUAUAAUGCUAUGUGAUGAAAAAGCAGAAUGUUUAGGGCCUCUUUGAAGGCCAUUUUAGCACAGGUGGACAUCUAAUGGUCUAGCUUGGCAGGGUGUUCUUGUCUCGGUAAUAAUGGAUGGGUCCCCUUACUAGUUUUUUCACAGCGGUGUCAAAAGUAACAAAACAAAGGAUGUGUUGACUGAGAUGCCCUCCAGGACCAGGCUUGCCCAGCUCUCUAGGCUGUUGACUUUUCAGCAAGGUGUGGCGCAGACAUAAAAAAUAGAACUGUGUAACGCACAUCUCUUUCCUUCCGCUUAUGUUUUGUCAAACAAUUGUGUUGAUUAUUAAAUCAUACCCAAAUUGGUUUGGGUAUGCCGGCUGUA